Gastrolobium bilobum is the source of this 1671-nucleotide messenger RNA. RefSeq names its product probable polygalacturonase. Lineage: Eukaryota; Viridiplantae; Streptophyta; Magnoliopsida; Fabales; Fabaceae. Gene Ontology annotation, molecular function: polygalacturonase activity. The transcript has 6 exons. The record is from RefSeq and is a predicted model, not a curated record. Bases 141 to 1496 code for a protein of 451 amino acids. Gene Ontology annotation, biological process: carbohydrate metabolic process.
CUCUCUCUCUCUCUCUCUCUCUCUCUCUCUCCCUCUCUCUCUCUGCAAUUUCUUUUUAGUUACUUGUUUUUGCUUUGGCAAUAGUGCCGGUUCUUGUCUCCCUUGGACUCUGACCUUGUUGCCAGCUUUGACUCAAGAAGAUGCUUGUGGCAUUGCUCUUGCUGCUGGCAGUGAGCAAUGCCGUGAGAGUUGAUGGAGAUGGUUGGCAAUGUGGUUUGAAUCCAACGCUAGACCCAAGACCACACAGUGUCUCCAUUUUGGAGUUUGGUGCAGUUGGAGAUGGUAAAACACUGAAUACUAUUGCGUUCCAGAAUGCCAUAUUCUAUCUAAAGUCAUUUGCUGACAAGGGCGGCGCUCAGCUGUACGUACCGUCGGGAAAAUGGCUGACCGGAAGUUUCAAUCUUACCAGCCAUCUCACCCUCUUUUUGGAAAAAGGUGCCAUAAUUAUUGGAUCUCAGGAUCCAUCUCAUUGGGAAGUUGUUGAACCCUUACCUUCUUAUGGCCGAGGGCUUGAAGUUCCUGGGGGAAGAUAUCAGAGCUUGAUAAAUGGAUACAAGUUAAAUGAUGUGGUCAUAACAGGUAACAAUGGAACCAUUGAUGGCAUGGGAAUGGUUUGGUGGGAGUGGUUUAACUCCCAUUCCCUGAACUACAGCCGUCCUAAUCUGGUUGAACUUGUAGCAUCUGAUUAUGUUGUAGUUUCAAAUCUCACAUUCUUGAAUUCCCCUGCAUAUUGCAUCCAUCCAGUUUAUUGCAGCAAUGUACAUAUUCAAAAUGUUUCAAUCUCUACUCCUCCAGAAUCCCCUUAUACUGUUGGUAUAGUACCAGAUUCUUCUGAUAAUGUUUGUAUAGAAGAUUGUAUCGUUGUCAUGGGAUAUGAUGCAAUUUCCCUUAAAAGUGGCUGGGAUGAAUAUGGCAUUGCUUAUGGCAGGCCCACCGAGAAUGUACAUAUAAGAAGGGUGCAUCUUAGCGCAAUUUCUGGCUCUACUCUUGCAUUUGGAAGUGACAUGUCUGGUGGCAUUUCAAAUGUUCUGGUGGAGCAUGUUCAUCUUUUCAACUCAAAUAGUGGCAUCGAGUUCAGAACCACCAAAGGUAGAGGUGGUUAUAUGAAAGAAAUUGUCAUAUCAGACAUACAAAUGGAGAAUAUAUAUACGGCAAUUGCUGCCAAAGGUCAAUGUGGGUCUCAUCCUGAUGACAAAUUUGAUCCAAAUGCUCUCCCACUUUUGGAUCACAUUACCGUGAAGGAUGUUACUGGCAGUAAUAUCACCAUAGCUGGAAGCUUUAAUGGAAUAGAAGAAUCCCCUUUCACUAACAUAUGCCUUUCAAAUAUAACCUUGUCUACAAAUUCUGUUUCUGCCAUUACCUGGGAAUGCUCAAAUGUCUAUGGAUUUUCAGAAUCUGUGCUCCCUGAACCCUGUCCAGACCUUGAAAACCCCUCAAAUUCCUCCUCAUCCUGUUUCUACCUGCUGAAUAUCAGUGCAAAAACUGCUGUGCUGUGAGAUAAUCCUUUCUCAACUGAAGAUUCAUAUUCUUGAGGACUCUGCUUGAUGUCUGUGAAAAAGUGAAUGGUCAUUUGCCAUCUAAGAUUAGGCCACAUUCUUUCCAAUAAGACGAUUGUUCGGAUUAUUUAUUUUUUGUUUUCAUCCCUUAGAUUUGCAUUCUUGCAUGUUCCAA